Bactrocera tryoni is the source of this 2748-nucleotide messenger RNA. RefSeq names its product V-type proton ATPase 116 kDa subunit a1 (gene Vha100-3). The coding region runs from base 52 to 2748 and encodes 898 amino acids. The transcript has a single exon. Gene Ontology annotation, cellular component: vacuolar proton-transporting V-type ATPase complex; vacuolar proton-transporting V-type ATPase, V0 domain; plasma membrane. The record is from RefSeq and is a predicted model, not a curated record. Lineage: Eukaryota; Metazoa; Arthropoda; Insecta; Diptera; Tephritidae. Gene Ontology annotation, biological process: vacuolar acidification; proton transmembrane transport. Gene Ontology annotation, molecular function: ATPase binding; proton-transporting ATPase activity, rotational mechanism.
GCAUCGCAAUUAAUUUCCGAUAUAACGAAGUUACAAGUCGAAUUGUGAACGAUGAGCUCAGAAGAGACAUCUCAGAGCCGGAAAAAGAUGGAAAACCCAUUUGACAUUUUGCGCGGUCGUCGUACCGAGAAGAAUAUCGCGACGCCCGCAUUUUUUCGCAGCGAAAAGAUGUCACUCUGCCAAAUACUUCUUCAUCGCGAGACUGCUUUCGAUUGUCUUUACAACUUGGGCAUGGAGGGCAAGGUACAAUUCAUCGCUCACAACGAUGGCUACUAUUUGCCAUGUAUGAAUUAUGUCAGCGAAGUGCAACGCUGCAACGAAGUGUUGCAUAUUAUGAAGGACUUGCAGGCGGAAAUCGAAGACUGCAAUCUAACAACUGUGUACUAUCCGAAUGUCGAUACCGACGAAGUGCCAAACGAGUCUGAUUUGCCACGCAUUGAAGCACAAAUAGAGGAAGUGCGUAUCGAACUUGGCGACGUGUUGUCGGAAAAGGAAGAGCUGGAGUCACAGCGUCAAAUAUUGAACGAACGGCUCUUCGUACUCGCGCGAGCUGAAGCCUUCUUCACGGGUGCGACCAAUCGCGAAGCGGUCAUGGCUUGGACCAACAGCAUGAUUAUGAAUAUACUUCGCGAAGGCACGCAAGCACAUAGCAUGAGUCGAGACAACCAGGCACAUUUGGGCUUCGUAACCGGCACUAUACUCAUCGAUAAAUUUCGCGCUUUCGAACUGGUCUUAUGGCGUAUUUGUCAUGGAAAUUUUUAUAUGAGGCGUGCCGAGAUCCCAGGAGUUGACACGGACCAGAAAUCGAAAAAUUCAGGACGUAGGUAUGCUUUUGUAAUACUCUUCAUUGGUGAAGCGAUGCGUAGGAAGAUCUCCAAACUGUGUCAAACCUUUUCGGUGCAAUUGCACGAUUAUCCGGAAACGGCUGAAGCUCGCAUUGAGUAUCGCAAACGAAUCGCUUUGGAACUGAGCGACCUGGAAACGGUCUUGGAUCAGAUAAAAGCUCAGCGUCGCCGUAUACUGAGCAUUGUAACGCUGGAAUUGUGCAUCUGGCGUUCAAAAAUUAAUAAAAUGAUAAUGAUCUACGAUAGUAUGAACAAAAUGACCAAUGUCCAUCAACUGGAUAAUCAAAAAUAUCUGGUGGUAGAGUGUUGGAUACCAACGAAUAGUGUGACCACAGUACGGAACACACUAAUGAAGGGUGCUUACCGUUCAUCGAAAGGCGCUCAAACAUUUCCUCCCAUCAUAACCGUACAGAAGUUUAAGCCACAUUUACGCGAACCGCCAACGUAUUUUGAACUGAAUAAAUUCACGCGUGGCUUCCAAAACCUUGUAGACGCUUAUGGCAUGGCUUCGUAUAAGGAGCUCAAUCCAGCUCCGUACACAAUUAUAACUUUUCCUUUUCUGUUCGCUAUAAUGUUUGGAGAUGUGGGUCAUGGUAUUAUAAUGACAUCGUUCGCAGCAUGGAUGUGUUUGACAGAGAAGAAACAAGAGGACCGAAUGAAACAUUCAAAGGGCUCGAAUGAGGUAUUUGGUUUGAUAUUCGCUGGCCGUUAUGUCAUACUGCUGAUGGGUAUAUUCUCCAUAUAUACUGGUUUUAUUUACAAUGACAUAUUCUCGAGACCCGCGAAUUUGUUCGGUUCGCACUGGCGUGUUAACUAUACAAAGAGUACGGUGCAAAGUAAUAAAUUACUCCAGUUGGAUCCGCAGCAUGCUGAAAACUAUAUUGGAACACCCUACAUAUUUGGUGUAGACCCAAUAUGGGAAGUGGCGGGCCAGUACUCCAUUACCACCUUCAAUUCGCUGAAAAUGAAAAUUGCCAUCAUAUUGGGUGUAGUCCACAUGAUAUUCGGCUUGUCGUUGUCAGCGUGGAAUAGUAUUUACUUUCAAAAUCCCGGAGAUUUGUAUUUGGUGUUUUUUCCACAGAUCAUUUUCUUGACCUGCCUGUUCUUCUAUCUGGUCUUGCUGAUAUUUAUCAAGUGGAGUAUUUUCGGUGGACACUUCGAUACUCCAUACAACAGCGCCUGCGCUCCGUCCAUACUCAUAAUGUUCAUCAAUAUGGUGUUAUUCAAAGAUGGCUCUAAGGAUGUCCUAAGUGGCUGCAACUUGGAAAUGUUUACGGGCCAAACGAUUGUACAGUAUCUAUUAAUUUUUGUGGCGUUUUCUGCAAUACCGGUUUUGCUGAUUGGCAAACCCGUAUAUAUACAUUUUGAACAAAAGAAAAUUAAGGCUAUACAGGAUGCGGAGCGCAAGCGCAAGGCUAGUCGGGAAACGUUGAAUAGUGUGCGAAAGACGCUCCAAACCUAUAAUGUGGAGUAUAUGAAGACGUCAACGUCGUCACAGGUAUUCGCCGAUUUGGAGGAGGAGAAAGUGGAUAUGACCGAGGUCUGGAUACACCAGGGCAUACAUUGUAUCGAGAGCGUCUUGGGCUCUGUGUCGCAUACGGCAUCUUAUUUGCGUUUGUGGGCGUUAUCUUUGGCACACGAUCAGUUGUCGUCGGUGCUGUGGAAAAUGGUGUUGCAAAUACCCCUAGUCGGUAAUCACGGCUUGGCAGAUGGCAUUUUACUAUAUUUUAUAUUUUAUGUAUGGGCGGUCUUGACUAUAGCCAUUCUUGUGGUCAUGGAAGGCUUGUCGGCAUUUCUGCAUACGUUGCGUUUACAUUGGGUCGAGUUUCAGUCGAAAUUCUACACAGGCGCUGGCGAGAAGUUUAUACCGUUUUAUUUUGAGCCUACCACCAGAUAUGGUUGA